Molecule: messenger RNA, 2763 nt
Organism: Pogoniulus pusillus (Red-fronted tinkerbird)
Lineage: Eukaryota; Metazoa; Chordata; Aves; Piciformes; Lybiidae
Gene: RAD21L1
Product: RAD21 cohesin complex component like 1
Exons: 13
Coding region: 107-1813 (568 amino acids)
Biological process (GO): sister chromatid cohesion; replication-born double-strand break repair via sister chromatid exchange
Cellular component (GO): meiotic cohesin complex
Molecular function (GO): chromatin binding; protein binding
Source: RefSeq, a predicted model, not a curated record
UAAAUCCCCCUCGCUGCUGCUCCGUGCCCCAGGACCUUUCUCCUGGUGGAAGAGCAGCCCGAGAAGGUGGCAGUGGGGCUGGCCCCUGCCCCUCAUCCCAGGCACCAUGUUCUACAUGCAUCUGCUGGUCAACAAGCGUGGGCCCUUGGCCAAGAUCUGGCUGGCUGCCCACUGGGAGAGGAAGCUCACCAAAGCCCAUAUAUUCGAGUGCAAUUUAGAGACCACCAUUGAAAAGAUGAUCUCACCCAAGUUCACAAUAGCUCUGAGAACCUCUGGCCACUUGCUCCUGGGAGUGGUGAGGAUUUACCACAGGAAAGCCAAGUACCUCUUGGCAGACUGUAGUGAAGCUCUGACUAAAAUGAAGACAGCCUUUCGCCCAGGUCUUGUUGACCUUCCAGAAGAGAAUUUUGAGGCUGCUUAUCAAUCUGUAACACUGCCAGAAGAGUUUCAUGAUUUUGAGGUCCCACUCCCUGCUCUGAAUGCCAUCGAUGUCGUUGACCAUUUCACCUUGAACCAGAGCAGAGCUGAAGACAUCACACUCACAGAGGAGCUGGAAAGCAGCACACUUCUCUGUGACAGGACCUUGGAUGAGGAGCCAGAAGCACUGAGGAAGAAGAGCUUCUUGGAUUGCAGCAUCCUAACCAGCAGCAACAGUCUGGUGGCUGCUCACUGCUCUCUGAGUGUGGAUGGAGACAGGACUGUGCUGCAGGAGGACACCUUUGGCCUUCAUCAGGAUGGCUUUGGGGAUGAGGAGGAUGCUGCUGAUAUGAUUGAACUCCUGCUGAGAGAUGAGCAAAGUGACCUGGAUAAGGACCUCCUGGAUGUCAGGGAAGACUUUCCUUUGCCACAAGACCCCCCAGAGAACAGCAGGACCAUGGAGCCCAAGGGUGCAGGCAGCACUGUCAGUGAUGGUCACCUGCUGAACGAGACGGUGCUGCUGCUGGGAGAGGAGGAAGGCUUUGUGCUGCAGCCAGUUGAUGACACAGCUGUCAACCAGAGGAAGAAAAGCAAAAGGAAGAGGAAGCUGCUCGUGGAUGUAGUCAAGGAGCUGAGCUGCAGCACUAUCUACAACCAGCUGAAUGACUGCACAGACAUCCUCACUACGCUAGACCUGGCACCCCCCACCAAAAAGACCAUGAUGUGGAAGGAAUGUGGGGGUGUGGACAAGCUGCUGAGCCAGCCUGGGCAGCCUGUGGUCCACCCCGAGCUGCAGAUGCUGUUUGAAAAGUGCUUCAAGAGUCACAGUUUAAAGAUGAGAAGAAAUGAAAUCCAGAGGGAGGAAGAAGUGGAAGGAGCUAGGAAGGAGCAGGGCAUUACAGAGAUGCUGAGAGCAAAAGAGCCAAGUUCCCUGCAGGACCCAGCUCGUGACACUGAGAGGAGAACUGGGAACGAUUUGGUGAUGUUGAUGGCACAGAGUGACAGAAAUGAAGAUGAUGGUAACAGUGGAGAAAGCAGACAGGAGGGAAUGGUCUGCUCCGAGAGCUCCUCGCUGCUGCUCCCACCAGCAGGCCAAGCAGCUGAAGCACAGCAAGAUGAGUCACCCAACGAGCUACUGAGGAAUGGGAGAGAGAGUGAAGAAACAAGGUGGAGCAAAAGAACUCUUCAGCUACUGAAAACCUUACAGCACCUGAGGAGAUCUGGUGCCUCUUCCUUCAGCUUCCAGGAGCUCUGCUGGAGGAGCAGCCGCAAAGAAGCUGCAGCCAGGUUCUGCCUGCUGCUGGUCCUGAAGAAGCGCUCUGUCAUCCAGCUGAGGCAGAGCUCCCCCUUUGCUGACAUCACAGUCACCCCUGGCCCCUUGUUUGAAGCUCACUGAAGUCAUGGCCAGAUAAGUUGAGACCAAACCUCCUCCCUUUCUCCAUUUUCCACCCCCCCCCCCCCCCCCCAAAACACUCCCUGCAACCUCUCUCAACCUCCAAGGACCAGUCUCAUGCCUUGGUGUUGGUCACCAAGCUGUGCUCGCUGUGGUGAAGUUUGUGUUGCUGGUGAGAAGUUAAUGGUUUUGUUCAUCCUUGCUAAAAUGUGGAUUGUGAAUUUUAAUUUCAUUUCUUUUUACACCCUGAGGGAUUUUAAGGAAGUUCUUCAAAGAAUUUAACCUUCAGAGGUAACAUUUUUAACCUUUUGGAAGUGGAACUUGGAGCUUGGGGAUUGUUGCUGAUCAGCCAACCAAGAAAAGCCUCUGAAGUUCUUCUUCAACAACCCAAAGUUGUCCUCUACUUGAAAUGAUUCCUUUGAGGCAAUGCUCAACUUUUGGCUAUUUUCAAGGUCUACAGAGCUCCUUUUUAACCUCUGAAAGUGGAACUUGGACCUUGGAGAUUGUUGCUGGUCAACCAACCAAGAAAAGCCUCUGAAGUUCUUCUUCAACAACCCAGAGUUGUCCUCUACUUGAAAUGAUUCCUUUGAGACAAUGCUGCUCAACUCUGGCUAUUUUCAAGGUCUACAGAGCUCCUUGUUCCAGCAUUCCUGGGCUGUGUUAUCCCUGCAAGUGCCACAUCAGUCACCUUUUCCCUGGAAAAUCAGCAGGUUUAGGUUUCAUGGAGCGUGUUGAGAAGCUAAGACUUUGAUUUCUGUUUCAAACCAGCUGCACCACCAUCAGCUCUUUGUGGUUUCCCUUCUUCUUUGGGGCAAGUUUUAACCUUUCCUUGUCAGUUUGGACAGUUGAUGUUCUGCAGGGGGGGUGGUUGCCUGUGGGUUGUGCUCCAGAGUGUCACCAAGCUCUGUGCCAACCUCUCCUUGGGUGGAGGCAAUAAAGCUCACAGAAAGAUG